AUGUUCUGUGCUGUCGUUGCCCUUUUCUGCCAUGUCCUGGGUCUGGUGUAUGCCCUCGACUAUGCUGGAGCCAUCGAAACUGGUGUUGUCGGCCUCGAUCCUCGUGGUUGGUCACCAGUGCCGACUCCGGCGCCAUACUAUAAUGUCUAUCGCCGCCGACUGCAGAAGAGAGACCUGACCGACACAUGUGCCUUGGUCAAUGAUGCGCCGUUGACAUGUCCCUCAGGUGAAUACUGUGCAUACAAUGCCGACCUGGGCUACAUGGGAUGUUGCUCUGUCGACGCCCAGGGCAACUUCGUCAGCGAUUGCUACUACACGACCAGCUGUGUCGAUGUGGCUCAAAGCUCAUCCAUCUGCGGUGUGACCAGUGGAUGCCUGGGUCUACAAACCGGUGUCUGUGGACGAAACACGCUUUAUCCCGAAUGCUUGACCAUCGUCCUCUACUACGGCGCUGUCAACUCAUACACGACCUACCGGUGCGGUCCGUCCGCGGCCUUUGUGACGGCAAGUGCAGCGCCCUCGGAUACUACGACGACGUCAGUAACGACGACGACAACGACAACACCCAGCCCCCCGCCGACCACAACGCCACCCACCCCAGUUACCACCCCUCCCACCACCUCCUCAGCUCCUUUCUCGUCGACGACGACGACCCCGAUAGAGACCGAGAAAUCCAGUUCCAACCACACGGGCGCCAUCGUGGGCGGCGCGGUCGGUGGCGUGGGAGGCCUCCUCAUCAUCGCCGGCAUCAUCGGCUUCAUCAUCUACCGGAUCCGCGUGAAGAGACGCGAGGCAGAGUUUGCCGACGACACGCCCGAGAUCCCUGGCACGGCUCACGUACCGAAAUGA
Messenger RNA from Fonsecaea nubica, 849 nucleotides. RefSeq lists its product as hypothetical. The coding region runs from base 1 to 849 and encodes 282 amino acids. The transcript is spliced from 2 exons. The record is from RefSeq and is a predicted model, not a curated record. Lineage: Eukaryota; Fungi; Ascomycota; Eurotiomycetes; Chaetothyriales; Herpotrichiellaceae.